ACCACGCCCCCAUCUCUGCCCCCGCUCUGCUCCCCGUCUCUGUCCCUGUCACCUCCCCUGCAGCACAGGAAGCCACAGCGUCGCUGUCAGCUGGCGCGGGUGGCAGAGGGCCGGGAGGCUUUGGGGACAGCGGCGCCGUGGGGACAGGGACAGCGUGGGGACAGGGACAGCGUCGGGACUGGGACCCGCUGGGGACGCAGCCCCUCGGAGGGGGCGGCUGGGCUGGCCCCGGAGCAGGGAUGUGGGGGCUCGGGGUGCUCAUCCCCCUCCUUGGAGCGGGAGCCCUGCGGGUGAUCCAGGAGCCGGACGAGCUGCAGGUGGCCGCGGGUGACACGGCCACCCUCGGGUGCCGGGUGGAGGGGGCCGAGAGCGGGGUGCAGCUGCGCAUGGAGUGGCUGAGGGACGGGGGGCUCGGGGUGCUCUGCGCCACCCGCCUGGCCUCUGUCACCCCCCCGGCCGUGUCCCCGUGUCCCCGCCGUGCCCCCGGGGUCCAGCUGGCCUGGCACCCCCCCCGGGCCACCCUCAGCCUCCCGCAGGUCCGGGGGAACGACAGCGGCCGCUACAUCUGCCAAGUGAUCCUGGAGAUCCCCCGGCACGGCACCGCCACCGGCAACGGCACCGAGCUGCGCGUCACCCCCGGUAUGGGCCCGGUACCUCCCGGUUCUGCCCCGGUAUUGCCCGCAGCCCUCGGAGGACAUCAGGCAGCGCUGCUCUGGGGGCUCGUGGGGAGCCUGGGGGGCACCGCCCUUCUCCUGGGGAUGGCCCUGCUCGGCUACCGCUGCUGUCGCCGGAGCGCAGACGAGGCCAUUUACCUGAACGUGGUGUCCAGCUCGACGCGGGACCCCAAAAAGCCGCCACCCCCCGAGCCGCAGCACAACCUGUACCAGCAGGAGCGGGCGCGGGGCCCCGCCGUGCCCCCCCGGCCCUGAGGGUGCCCCGCUGUGUCUCACACCUCCCCCAGCUCUGCCUUCCUCAGGAAACCCCCCCAAAAAGUGUUU
Molecule: messenger RNA, 998 nt
Organism: Oenanthe melanoleuca
Lineage: Eukaryota; Metazoa; Chordata; Aves; Passeriformes; Muscicapidae
Product: natural cytotoxicity triggering receptor 3-like
Exons: 5
Coding region: 240-929 (229 amino acids)
Source: RefSeq, a predicted model, not a curated record